Strigops habroptila (Kakapo) is the source of this 1714-nucleotide messenger RNA. It is a transcript of the gene GPR3, whose product is annotated as G protein-coupled receptor 3. Gene Ontology annotation, biological process: G protein-coupled receptor signaling pathway. The transcript has 2 exons. Gene Ontology annotation, molecular function: G protein-coupled receptor activity. The coding region runs from base 81 to 1067 and encodes 328 amino acids. The record is from RefSeq and is a predicted model, not a curated record. Lineage: Eukaryota; Metazoa; Chordata; Aves; Psittaciformes; Psittacidae. Gene Ontology annotation, cellular component: membrane.
CCCCCGGCGGGGCUCGGUCACUAUAAGUCGGCAGCGCCCAUGGCAGAGGCGCCCCGGCCCGGGCCGAGCAUCCCGGCAGCAUGAUGGGGGAAGAGCCCCCCAACUCCAGCAGGGGCCAUCGAGGCUGGUUCACGGCCAGGAACGGCAGCGGCAGCUCCUUGGACUUGGAGUCUGUGGUGCAACCCCUUGCCUUGAACCCGUGGGAUGUUGUCCUCUGCAUCUCCGGGACCAUCAUCUCCUGUGAGAACGCCGUUGUGGUGGUGGUGAUCUUCUACACCCCGGCUUUCCGGGCUCCUAUGUUCCUCCUCAUUGGCAGCUUGGCCACAGCUGACCUUCUGGCUGGUUUGGGCUUGAUCCUGCAUUUUGCAUUUGUCUACUUCAUCCCAUCGGAGGUGAUCAGCCUGCUCACCAUGGGGCUCCUGGUCACCUCCUUCAUAGCCAGCGUCAGCAGCUUGCUGACCAUCACCAUCGACCGCUACCUGUCCCUCUACAAUGCCUUGACCUACUACUCAGAGACGACAGUCACCAGGACUUACAUCAUGUUGAUCCUCACCUGGGGAACCUCCAUUUGCUACGGGCUCCUGCCCAUCAUGGGCUGGAACUGCCUGAAGGAGCCCUCCACCUGCAGCAUCGUCAAGCCCUUGACGAAGAACCACCUCAUCAUCCUCUCAGUCUCCUUCUUCAUGGUGUUUGCGGUGAUGCUGCAGCUCUACGUGCAGAUCUGUAAGAUCGUCUGCCACCAUGCCCACCAGAUCGCCGUCCAGAGGCACUUCCUGGCCACUUCCCACUAUGUCACCACCCGAAAGGGCAUCGCCACCUUGGCCAUCAUCCUGGGCACCUUCGCCUCAUGCUGGCUGCCCUUUGCCAUCUACUGUCUGCUGGGGGAUUACAGCUACCCGGCCCUCUACACCUAUGCCACCCUCCUCCCUGCCACCUACAACUCCAUGAUCAACCCCGUCAUUUACGCCUUCAGGAACCGGGAGAUCCAGAGAGUGCUGUGGACCGUGUGCUGCGGGUGCUUCUCCUCCACCAUGCCUUUCCGAUCCUGCUUCCCCAGCGACGUCUGACACAUCCCAGCCCUUUUAUCCCCCUUUUCAUCCCCAGAGCUCUUGGAAUCCAGCAGCUCUUCCCAGCCCCAGCUUUUGGGCACAGCCCCUUCUCCUCCUCUAUUUCCCCACUUUUUGAGUUUACAAGAGAGAAAAGCAUAUUUUUUAGUCAUGAUAUAAUCUAUAUUUAUGGGGGGGGAAUCCUCAUAUUUUCUUUACGUCUAUUGAUGAUGCUUUAUUUUUCUAAGGGGGGAUGUUCGUUCACCUCUAUUUUUACAGCCUCGUUCUUUACAUCAGAGAGUUAAUCUAUUUUGUACAUUAGGGGAAGGGGGGGACGCACUCGCCGGAGGAGGGACUCAAACCCACCCCUUCUCCCAUCCAUCCGCUUAUUUAUUAGCUUUAAUUACCAUCUAAUAUGAUUUGAACGCCUCCCUCCUGCCGGCUCAGCGCUGGGGGCUGCUGCCCUCUAGUGCUCGCUGCCUUUGGGUCCCCCCCUCGCAGCACUCGCUCCCCUGCCAAUGCCUUUGCACUGGGGCUGGAUUUGCACAUGGGGGGGUUUGGGGACCCUGCGGUGGGUGCUCGCAACGGGGGGAUGCUUCUUGUUUACAGCCGUUGAGGUCGGGGGAAUAAAAGUAGUUUGUGAUACGAGGAGCUGCUCUUUGUGCUGG